This is a messenger RNA of Alligator mississippiensis (American alligator), 1967 nucleotides long. RefSeq names its product fms related receptor tyrosine kinase 3 ligand (gene FLT3LG). The transcript is spliced from 8 exons. Bases 589 to 1323 code for a protein of 244 amino acids. The record is from RefSeq and is a predicted model, not a curated record. Gene Ontology annotation, molecular function: cytokine activity; receptor tyrosine kinase binding. NCBI's taxonomy places the organism in Eukaryota, Metazoa, Chordata, Crocodylia, Alligatoridae. Gene Ontology annotation, biological process: positive regulation of cell population proliferation. Gene Ontology annotation, cellular component: cell surface; membrane.
GCCCCUGGAGUAGUGAACAACCUCUCUGGCAGUGCCCCCAUCCCGUGGCACGGCCUUCUCCCCGGGGGGUAGGGAGCACCUAUGUAGUCUUCAGGCUGGUCAGGGGAUUGCGGGUCGGGAGUGAGGGGCAGCGGCAGGGCUGGGGAGAGGGGGCAGGGGGCUUCGAGUCCGCGGUGCGGGGCACGAGCAGGGCUGGGCCACGAUCCCGGAUGCCCAGUGCCCGGCACGGGGCCGGAUUCAAUAUUUGCCCAGGCUAGGUGGGGCGCGGGCAGGGCUGGGAGGAUGGAGGGCAGGUAGAGCCGGGCGGGGGGCGCCAGGACCCCAUCGCCCCCCUCUGCCCCAGCCAGACCCAGAUCCCCCCACCCCGUGCAGGGAUCCUGCCCCCCAGCCCGGGGGGUCCGCCCGCUCCGCCCCCGCCGGUCCCGGCCACUUUCACUUUCGGUGGCGGCCUGGCUUGGGGCAGCGGGCGGCAGCGCCUGGGGGGGCUCGGAGAAGCCCCCCCUUCCCCAGAGCCCCCCCCCCACUGCUCAGCUGCCCCCGCUUGAGGGAGCCCCCCGGCAUGCCGGCCGCCCACCCCUUGACGUGGAGAUGACUUGGUGCCAUGCACCCCCGGACCCCCAGUCCCUGCCCAGUGCCUCUGUGGCUCCCCUGCUGCUGCUGCUGCUGCUGCUGGCUCUGGCCCCCCCUGGGCAAGGCUGCAUCUUCGAACACGAUCCUUUCAGCACCACCUUAACCAGAGACAUAGAAGAACUGACCCAGCUGCUGCUCCUGGACUACCCCGUCUUGUUGCCCUCCAACCUGGAGCCGGACCUCUGGUGCUACGACUUCUGGGUGAUCCACUUUGUGGCGGCUGAGCUAAGGCACAUGGAGCAGGUCGCAGGGCGCAGCCUGAACCCCAAGAUCCAGACCGUGGCCAGACAGAUCCACUUCCUCCAGGACUGCAACAUCAGUGACCCCCUAGGCUGUACACGGCAGGGGCAGACCAAUGUGUCGCAGCUGCUGGGCGCCCUGAGCUACCACAUGGGAGAGCUGGAGACACGGUGGCAGCAGGAGCCAUGGCCUGUGACGAUGAGCAACUGCACCUAUGUGCGCUGCCGGACAGAUACCCCUGACCCCACAUCUGAGAUGGCCUCACUGCCAGCCCUGACCUACUCCAGGCAGAAGCAGGAGAGGACCCUGGUGUCCAGGGCCAGCCCCCAGACUGGGGGGCUGGUCUUGCUAAUCUUGGUGCCCACUCUUUUGUGUCUGGGCUUUACCUUGUGGCAGCUCCAACAGAGGUUGUGGAGACAGAGGACCCAGGUGCCCGAGGAGAUGGGCACCUGAAUGGAAAGAGAACAGGACCUGAUAGGAAGCAAUGACUGGGGUAGGAUAGCGUGAAUGGAGUCCUGGUGGGUUAGAGCAGGUGGGGCUGGAAGCCCGGACGCCUGGGUUCUUUCCCAGCUCUGGGAGGGCAGUGGGGACUGAUGGGUUAGAGCAGUAGGGGCUGGAAGCGAGGACACCUGGGUUUUCUCCCAAUGGUGCAGAGGACUUGGGGGUCUGUUGGGUUAGAACAGGAAGGGUGGGGGACUGGGAGCUUGGACACCUGGGUUCUGUCUGUGGAUCCAGUUCUUUCCCAUCUUAUUGCAGGGUCACUGGAGCUGCCCCAGCUCCAGCCCCCAUGGGCUGCAGCCAGGCCAAGAAUGGGGGGAAAGAGCUCCUCUCCUUCUAUGGUGCCUCUCCCCUCCAUGGGCUGAGUUGGGGAGCUGGGAUCCCACCAGGGGCCUUACCCCUCAUCCCCUCCAGGGGCAUGGUGGCACCUGGAACCUGCAGCGGAAGACAUGGGUGCAGUACCCACCUCCAAUGACUAGGGGGCGUUGUGCUCAGGCCCCACCCAGGCCUUCCCUGUACAGAUUACUGUGUAUAUAGAUAAAUAGAUUUUUAUAUAAAAAUAUCUAUAUUUUAUAUAAAGCUGCUUUUAAUAGACCUGC